UGGAGAGGAUAAUUCUCCCCCUGUCGGAGGGAAUGGGAACCUCAGCUCAUCCAGAGCAGGUGUUGGCUCGUCCGCCUCCGACACUCUGCCAACAACCUCUCAGCCCCUCGUUUCCGUCUCAGUCCGGUGCUCGAGUUCAAGCGCCAGCGGCUCGGCGGGGAAGAGGGCGCGGGCUGACCCAGUGCAACCGGCUCCCCACCAUCGGUCGCCACGGUGCAGGAUGUUCCCUGCAUUUUAAUCCAGCAAUGAUCCCCGAGCAGCGCAAUCAUGUUGCCACCAUCGAGAACAUCCCAGCCGAAGCCAUCAACGCAUCGCCCCCCCUGCUGCAGAGGAUAAGAAAAGUAUUCACAAGAGAGCUGCUGGUGUCGCUGGCACUGGGCCAGGUGCUAUCAUUGUUGAUCUGUGGUAUAGGCCUGACUAGCAAGUACUUGGUGGAGGACUUCCAUGCCAACACUCCAGUGUUUCAGAGUUUUCUCAACUACAUCCUCCUGUUCCUGGUUUACACAACCACGUUGGCAGUACGACAAGGAGAGGAAAAUCUGUUGGCAAUACUAAAAAGAAGAUGGUGGAAAUACAUGAUCUUGGGAGUAAUAGAUAUAGAAGCCAACUAUCUUGUAAUAAAGGCAUACCAGUAUACAACCCUGACUAGCGUGCAGCUCUUAGAUUGUUUUGUUAUUCCAGUGGUCCUGUUGCUGUCUUGGUUUUUCCUGCUGGUGAGAUACAAGGCUCUGCACUUCAUUGGAGUCGGUGUGUGUCUGCUGGGGAUGGGAUGUAUGGUGGGGGCGGAUGUUCUUGUUGGGAGACAUCAAGGAGCUGGUGAUAAUAAGCUGCUUGGAGACUUGCUAGUUUUGGCAGGAGCCACAUUAUAUGGAAUUUCCAAUGUUUGUGAGGAAUUUAUUGUGAAGAACUUGAGCCGGGUGGAGUUUCUAGGAAUGAUUGGGCUGUUUGGGUCUUUCUUCAGCGGCAUACAGCUGGCUAUAAUAGAACAUAAGGAACUGUUAAAGGUGCCAUGGGAUUGGCAGAUAGGGCUGCUGUAUGUUGGCUUCAGUGCCUGUAUGUUUGGUCUGUACAGCUUCAUGCCUGUAGUCAUUAAACGAAGCAGUGCCACUGCUGUCAACCUCUCCCUAUUAACAGCAGAUAUUUACAGUCUGUUUUGUGGGUUAUUCCUUUUCCACUACAAGUUUUCAGGACUCUACCUUCUGUCUUUUUUCACAAUCAUUCUGGGAUUAAUCUUAUACUCUUCCACUUCCACAUAUGUGGCCCAAGAUCCACGUGUAUACAAGCAGUUCCGCAACCAAGCAGGUCCUGCAGUGGAGAUACCAACCACUGGACAGCUGGAGCCAUCAGUCACAUAUUCCAGCCUGGGACAGGAGACUGAGGAGGAGGCUCAUGUCAGAGUUCCUUGAAGAGGCACAAAGGAUGCUCCCUGGCAUUUCAAUGGGUUUUAUUCUGCAUUCCAGAUUUUUUUUUUGUUUGUUUACAUCACCGCAUUUCCCCAAUUUUUUGUUUAUUACAUUUUAAUAUUUAUUUUUCAAGCCAAAUUUCUAGAAUUCUUUUUACUAAUCAUAGAGUUUAGUGAAAUGUUAUUUGAGACAAUUGGGUUUAAUGUGUCAGUUCACUGACUAAGAGUUUUUAAGUGGAUUGCAAUCAACUGAUGGUUUAAAAAGUGCCAUCUAAAGCAUUUUUAUAAUAUAGUCUAUAUAUCACUACCACUGUAAGGGAAUAAAGGGGAUUUUAACUGAGUUUAAAUAUGCACUGUAUUUUUUCUCAUUUCCAGUCAUUCCCAUCUUUUUGCACAUGAAUGAUUCCAUGCUAAGGCCAUCUAAGAAGUCAUUUAUAGGGUGAUGUUAUCUUUCUAUUCAAAGCCCCAUUAUAUGACCUCUGAACCUGUGUAAUUCUAGAAUGGGUUAUUGUAUAGUUUAGAAUUUGCUAACUUGUGCUGUUAACAUUUUGACAAGUUGUGUAGUACCUUUGUGUUGCUUUAACAAUAGUAGUCUUCACAAUUAGAUUACAGUAAGUAUGGACUGUACCCCAUGGGUAGAAAUCUACUGUUAAAUAAGAAAAGAAAAUAACAUGAGACAGUUAAGCUUAGCACCACUACAAGAAAACAAACCAAAAACUGCACAGUUCAACCGAAAGAAGCCCUUUAUCUUUUUGAUAUCUGCAUGCUCUUUAUGGACUGGCUGUGGCAAUGUAAUGCCUGUAUGAUGUUUUCAAAUAAAUGCUUUAUGAAAGAUAA
Messenger RNA from Pristis pectinata (smalltooth sawfish), 2239 nucleotides. It is a transcript of the gene slc35f1, whose product is annotated as solute carrier family 35 member F1. NCBI's taxonomy places the organism in Eukaryota, Metazoa, Chordata, Chondrichthyes, Rhinopristiformes, Pristidae. Gene Ontology annotation, biological process: transmembrane transport. Gene Ontology annotation, molecular function: transmembrane transporter activity. The transcript has 8 exons. The record is from RefSeq and is a predicted model, not a curated record. Gene Ontology annotation, cellular component: membrane. The coding region runs from base 33 to 1406 and encodes 457 amino acids.